Molecule: messenger RNA, 2366 nt
Organism: Alnus glutinosa
Lineage: Eukaryota; Viridiplantae; Streptophyta; Magnoliopsida; Fagales; Betulaceae
Product: DEAD-box ATP-dependent RNA helicase 18
Exons: 11
Coding region: 97-1875 (592 amino acids)
Cellular component (GO): nucleolus
Molecular function (GO): ATP binding; nucleic acid binding; RNA helicase activity
Source: RefSeq, a predicted model, not a curated record
UCCCAUCAAAGCAACUUGUCACCGUAAACCCCAAAAUUGCGAAGCGAAACCCCUAACACUAACAGUGAAGCGAAAACGGCGGUUCCCCCGAACCCCAUGGACUCCGACUCACCCAACCCCAGCAGCGCUUUAACCAACACGCGCUUCUCCGAUCUCAACCCCCCGCUCUCUGAGCCGGUCCUCGAAGCUCUUACCCAAGCCGGCUUCGAGUUCUGCACGCCGGUCCAAGCGGCCACAAUCCCCUUGCUAUGCAGCUACAAGGACGUGACCGUGGACGCCGCCACCGGCUCCGGCAAAACCCUAGCCUUCGUUGUCCCACUCGUCGAAAUCAUCCGCCGAACCAAAACCCCUCCUAAACCCCACCAGGUGAUGGGGGUAAUUAUCUCUCCGACAAGGGAGCUGUCGUCGCAGAUAUAUAACGUUGCGCUGCCUUUCAUAUCGACGCUACCGAAUUUCAAGUCCAUGUUGCUUGUUGGGGGAGCGGAAGUGAAAGCUGACUUGAAGAAAAUAGAUGAGGAAGGAGCUAAUUUAUUUGUCGGCACGCCGGGGAGGCUAUACGACAUCAUGGAACGCGUCGAUGGCUUGGAUUUUAGGAACCUCGAGAUUUUGAUUCUGGAUGAGGCUGACAGGCUAUUGGAUAUGGGGUUCCAGAAGCAGAUAAAUUCGAUUAUAUCUCGCUUACCAAAGCUUCGUAGAACUGGUCUUUUUUCAGCUACCCAAACCGAGGCAGUUGAAGAGCUUGCUAAAGCAGGGCUGAGGAAUCCUGUGAGGGUUGAAGUUCGGGCAGAAACAAAACGGUUGAAUGGUCUGGCAUCAUCAGAACAAUUGGCCUGUUCAAAAACACCUUCGGGCCUACACAACGAGUACAUGGAAUGUGAAGCAGAUAAGAAAUCAUCUCAGCUUGUUGAUUUCCUUAUGAAGAACAGGUCUAAAAAAAUUAUAAUAUACUUCAUGACUUGUGCUUGUGUUGACUACUGGGGAGUUGUUCUUCCACGGCUUCCUGUUUUGAAGGGUUUCUCUUUGAUCCCUCUGCAUGGCCAGAUGAAGCAGAUUGCAAGGGAAAAGGCAUUAGCUUCUUUUAGAGCUCUUUCAAGUGGUAUUCUUCUAUGUACUGAUCUUGCAGCAAGGGGACUUGACAUUCCGGAUGUUGAUUGUAUUCUGCAGUAUGAUCCUCCUCAAAAUCCAGAUGUUUUCGUACACAGAGUUGGCCGAACUGCCCGGAUGGGUAGAGAAGGAAGUGCUAUUGUUUUUCUAUUGCCAAAGGAAGAAGCUUAUGUAGAGUUCCUGCGUUUAAAAAGGGUUGCUCUUGCAGAGAGGAAAUGCUCUGAUGAUGCUCCUGAUGUCAUUCCUCAGAUCCGGACUGCUGCCAAGAAGGACCGUGAUGUAAUGGAGAAAGGACUCAGGGCAUUUGUUUCUUAUAUCCGUGCAUAUAAAGAGCAUCACUGUUCUUAUAUUUUAAGGUUGAAAGAUCUUGAGAUUGGGAAGUCGGCCAUGGGAUAUGGCCUAUUGCAGCUCCCUUCCAUGCCUGAGGUAAAGCAUCACUCACUUUCUACGGUGGGAUUCACUCCAGUUGAAGACAUCAAUUUGGAGGAUAUCAAGUUUAAAGAUAAAUCUCGUCAGAAACAAAGAAAUAAGAAUCUGCAAGCAAAGAAGGAAGCACAGCGGCAAGAGCCAAAAUCUGAUAAGCCCAACAAAUCCUCAAAGCCUGCAGCUACUAUCAUGAGGAAGAAAACAGCUAAACAGAGACGUGCUGCCCAGACAAUUGAAGACGAUGAUGAGUUGGCACGAGAAUAUCGUCUACUGAAAAAGCUUAAGAGGGGGGCUAUCGAUGAAAGUGAAUUUGCUAGGUUAACAGGAACUGAUGAGUUACUUUGAAGCGCAUGAUUCGUCAGAUCCGGACAUGACGGGAUUCUGCUAGCCUCAAGUUGUAUGUUUCGGAGUCGAAAGAGAAGUUAAACCCACAGAUAGUGCAGUUGUUUUAUGAGGCUAAAUGUGUCCCUGAUAUCUAAAGCUGUUGUUUUAUGAGGCUAAAUGUGUCCCUGACAUCUAAAGCUUUGUUUUGGACGUGGUGGCUAAACUGCUGAUGAUGGAAGAAGCUUCUACUCUUGUCACUUCUGGCUUUCGGAGCUCAAGACUGUCUAGGAGUCUGAGAUUUCAAUGCUAAUCUUUUUGCGCCCUUUCUCACACACAAGCACAGCCGUCCUAAUUUGAUGUAUUUUUUUCCCCGCUUACAUCUCAUGCUUUGAGAUUCUCUUUGGUCCUGUUUAGUCAGAUGUUGUGGAGAUAGUACCAGAAGCAAGCCACGGUGAAACAGAAUUGUUAUGCUUAAUUUCUUAUAUGCAUUCAUACAAUUCUUAUACGGGUCA